AUGAGGCGUUUUACGCGCGAGUGAACUCGCGCGUUUCAAUUUAUAUUGCGUCCAGAUAUCACGUGUUACGCGCGUUCCUACGCUGGGAGGCAUUCAGUUAUAAACAUGGACUCGGACACAGCGGUUGUGUUGUGGCUUGCAUACUGUCGAUGGAAACGUCGUAAACGAAGAGAAAGUCGACGAUUUAACGUGCAUCCAAUUCUACGUGACAGAAUGACGCAUAGUAUGUUCAUAACAUUAUAUCCAAAGCUCAGAGAACACAGCGAAAAAUUUUUCAACUACUUUCGAAUGUCAAUAACAUCUUUUGAUGAUUUACUGGAAAUUAUUCAAGAAGAUUUAACUCCAUGUCAAAAUUAUGUGGUACGGGAUACUGUUUCUGCAGAAGAAAAACUCGUGAUUACUUUAAGAUAUUUGGCCACAGGAUGUUAUUUUGCGGACCUGCAUUAUGCCUACAGACUAGGAAAGUCUACAGUUAUCGGAAUAGUACAGAAAACCUGUUACGUUAUGUGGCAAAAACUACAAAAUAUAGUAAUGAGAGAACCCACGAAGGCUGAAUGGGAAGAGAUUUCAAAACAGUUUCAAAAAUAUGCAAAUUUCCCAAAUUGCAUCGGUGCCAUCGACGGCAAGCAUAUCCGUAUUAUAAAACCCAACGAUUCUGGGUCUCUUUUUUAUAACUAUAAAAAUUAUUUUUCGACUGUUUUACUGGCUGUAUGCGAUGCAAAUUAUUGUUUUAUUUCAGUAGACAUCGGCGCAUAUGGAAAAAGUAACGACUCCUCAAUUUUUAAAGACUCAGUUUUGUAUAAAAAACUUGUCGAGAAAACUUUAGAUAUUCCAGAUCCAAAGCCAAUAUCGCAAACAGAUUCAACUCCCUUACCCCAUGUGAUAGUAGGAGAUGAAGCGUUCAGUCUGUCUGAAAACAUUAUGCGCCCUUAUUGCGGUAAAUCUCUAACAAUCAAGAUAAAAAUAUUCAACUACCGCUUAUCCAGAGCCCGGCGUUACAUUGAAUGUUGCUUUGGUAUCUUGGUAAAUAAAUGGAGAGUUUUUCAUAGACCGUUGAAUGUAGACUUAGAGUUUGCAGAAAACAUAAUUAAAGCUUGUUGUGUUCUUCAUAAUUACGUUAGGUUAAGGGAUGGUUAUAGGUAUGACCACACUCUGUACGAAACAUCUUUGAAUAGUUUGAACACUGAGGUAGUAAGGCCUAAUGCAAGAUCGCGAAAUACAAGAGACAAAUUCGCGGAUUAUUUUGUUAACGAAGGCAAACUCCCUUCGCAAGAUAAAAUGCUAUAG
Molecule: messenger RNA, 1287 nt
Organism: Pararge aegeria (speckled wood butterfly)
Lineage: Eukaryota; Metazoa; Arthropoda; Insecta; Lepidoptera; Nymphalidae
Product: protein ALP1-like
Exons: 2
Coding region: 106-1287 (393 amino acids)
Source: RefSeq, a predicted model, not a curated record